This is a messenger RNA of Perognathus longimembris pacificus (Pacific pocket mouse), 2570 nucleotides long. RefSeq names its product adhesion G protein-coupled receptor E2 (gene Adgre2). Gene Ontology annotation, biological process: cell surface receptor signaling pathway; adenylate cyclase-activating G protein-coupled receptor signaling pathway. Bases 13 to 2388 code for a protein of 791 amino acids. The transcript is spliced from 19 exons. The record is from RefSeq and is a predicted model, not a curated record. NCBI's taxonomy places the organism in Eukaryota, Metazoa, Chordata, Mammalia, Rodentia, Heteromyidae. Gene Ontology annotation, cellular component: membrane. Gene Ontology annotation, molecular function: calcium ion binding; G protein-coupled receptor activity.
CAAGGUUCCUCUAUGAAUGGCCUCCCUGAUUUCUGGACCAUGAGACAACAAUACUUGAAGCUAUUUGCAGUGUUGUGCAUGGUGCUGAGACUGUGGGGGGCUGCAGCCUACAAGACAGGAGGCUGUGCCAAGUGGUGUCCUCCGCACUCCACAUGCCUCAAUGCCACCACCUGCCGCUGUGAGCCGGGAUUCACUUCCGGGGAGGAGCCCAUCAUCACCAGCCAAGCUGGAAGCUGCAACGAUAUCAAUGAGUGUGCACCGCCUUUGAGGACGUCCUGUGGGAAGUUUGCCGACUGUCAGAACACAGAAGGGAACUAUUACUGCAUGUGCAGCCCAGGAUAUGCGCUCCUUUCUGGGGGAAAAAAAUUCCAUAAUGAGAGUGAGAACACGUGUCAAGAUGUGAACGAAUGCACCUCCGGCCACAACCGCUGCCACAACUCCACCCAUUGCCUCAACAAAGCCGGCGGCUACCAGUGCCGCUGCCGAUCGGGCUGGAGGCCGAUCCCGGGAUCCCCGGACGGCCCGCCGGACACCCAGUGUGAAGACGUGGACGAGUGCCGCCUCAGACUACACGAGUGCCACAGCUCCACCACCUGCAUCAACACCGUGGGGUCCUACAAGUGCCUCUGCUCCCCGGGCUGGGAGCCGCUGCCGGGGCACACCCGGGAUGCAAAGAAUCCUGAGUGCCAAGGGAUCGACUUCCCCGCCUGGACGGCGCCCCCCGGAAUCCACAGCCCGGUUCUCGACGCCUUCUUUGAGGAAGUGCAGAAUCUGACCAGGGACUUCAGGCCACAAUCACCCCAGGACACAUCAGACACAAUCCAGGGCCUCCUGGAGCAUCUGGAUGAGCUGCUAGAGACCCCUGGGGACCUGGAGAGGCUGCCUCGUUCCCAGCAGCACAGUGUGGCCACUAGCCUGCUCCUGCACCUGGAGAAUACGGUGAGAGUCCUGAGCAAGGCCCUGCCCAGGGAGGCAUCAUCCUUCCGAGGUCCUGCAGGCACAGAAGUGACCCUGGAGUUGCAGGCUCAAGGUAAGAGGCAAGUCACCUUGAGUCAGAAUCAGACAAAGAUGCAGCUGAGCUGGGAUCUGGCACAAAAACCUGGACACCAAGGCCCUGCCAUGGUGGGCCUCAUUUCCAUUCCUGAGAUGGGCAAGCUGCUGGCUGAGGCUCCGCUGGUCCUCGAGCCAGAGCAGGGGGCAGCUUAUGAGACAGACAGGAGCCCACGACAGAAGCCAGUUCUGCUGUCCCCUGUCAUCGCAGCCUUCCUGAGCCACCAGGACACCAAGAACCUCAGCUCCCCGGUGACCUUCACCUUCUCCCACCAUAUGGUGGCCACUGGGCGACAGCGUGUUGUGCUCUGUGUGUCCUGGCACGGAGGCGGCGGUGAGUGUGGUCACUGGGUCACCACCGGCUGUGAGACCGUGGACAGCAGAGACUCCAGCACCACCUGCAUCUGCUCCCACCUGAGCAUCUUCGCGGUGCUCCUGGCCCAUGAAGACAGUCAGGACGCCGACCCCGCCCUGGCCCUCAUCACCCAAGUGGGGCUCAGCCUCUCUCUGCUCUGCCUCCUCCUGGCCGCCCUCACCUUCCUCCUGUGCAGGGCCAUCCGGAACACCAGCACCUCCCUGCACCUGCAGCUCUGCAUCUGCCUCUUCCUGGCCCACCUCCUCUUCCUCACUGCCAUCGAUCACACCCAACCCAAGGUGCUCUGCGCCUUCAUCGCCGGGGCCCUGCACUACCUCUAUCUGGCGGCCUUCACCUGGAUGCUGCUGGGGGGCCUGCACCUGCUCCUCACCGCCCGCAACCUGACGGUGCUCAGCUACUCUGCCAGGAGCAGAGUCUUCAGAUCGCUCAUGUUCCCUGUGGGGUACGGGGUCCCUGCUGUCACUGUGGCCGUGGCCGCAGCAUCCCGGCCUCAGCUCUAUGGGACGUCUGCCCGCUGCUGGCUGGACACACAGAAGGGCUUCGUGUGGGCCUUCCUCGGCCCUGUCUGCACCAUCUUCUCUGUCAACAUGGUGUUCUUUCUGCUGACCCUGUGGACGGUGAAAAACAGGCUCUUGUCCCUCAACCAGAACGUGUCCACCCUCCAGAACACCAGGAUGCUGGCAUUUAAAGGAAUGGCCCAGCUCUGUAUCCUGGGCUGCACGUGGUGUCUGGGCGUCCUGCAGGUGGGAGCAGCUGCCCAGGUCAUGGCCUACCUGUUCACCAUCAUCAACACCCUGCAGGGCGUCUUCAUCUUCCUCGUCUACUGCCUGCUCAGCCAGCAGGUCCGGGAUCAAUACCGGAAAUGGUUCCGCAGGAACCAGAAAUGGAGAGGUGAACCUGAGUCAUACACACUCUCCAGCAAGGCUGCAUUUGAUGCCUCUAAGCCCAGCUCGGCUAACUAGAAAGCUCUUACAAGCUACAACCUGUCUUCUCCUGGACACUCUGAGUGGCCAGUCUUUCCAUUAAGAGAGCAAAUGAAAACUUUGUGAUGUGUUUCAAGAAAUUCACCCUGAAAAGCCAGGCACUAGUGGCCCAUGCCUGUAAUCCCAGCUACUCAGGAGGCUGAGAUCUGAGGAUCGUGGUU